UGGAUGUUUGUCAACAAAGAAAAAAAUAAUAGUGUUCAGACUAUUUUAAUUUUUCAUAAUAGAAUUUGAUGAUCAUUAGUUAUAUAAAUUAAAAAAAAUAUUGUUUUAAUAAUGCGCAAUGGAAGAUGAAGAAGAAAUUGAUAUUAUAGGAGAUUAUGAUGACAUUUCAAAAAUAACUUCUGGUCAAUUGCUGUCCUGUGACUAUACAGUGCAUCCAAAAUGGGUGAACGAGAAUGCUGAGGGUGGAAAUUUCUGGAGUGACAGUGUACCAAAGCAUGAUAAUUUAGAGAAUAAUGUCGAAGUCUUACAUUCAGAAGAAGUCGUCAUUGAGGAGCCGAAGGUUUCAAAUAAGAAAAUUUUAGAUUUGGAAUGGGUGGGAGAGAUUGCGUCACAAAAUGAUGAUGUUGUUUUUGAAGAAGAUAUUCCAGCAACUACCGAGGAAGUAAUAGAGGACGAGUAUUGUACGGAUAAAGAUAAAGAAUGCCAUAAUGAGUUACUAAAAGAGACUACAUUACAAAAUAUAUAUAGUUGUAAUGGGGAAUGGGAUGAAAGUGUUGCUGCAUUUGAAACUCAUCCCGCACCUAAGAACAACAAAUAUAUUGGGCCCACAAAUUCACGUAGUUUAUUAAAAGUAAAAAUUGAAAAUCCAUUACUGCUUUCACCGAAUCCAAGAAGUUUGUUGAAAAUUAAUCGUCUUAAUUUAAGAACUGAUGGCAAGCAACAAAGUAAAUUUAAACAAACUUUAACAAUUAGCAGAAAUUUAUUCGAUAAAGUAGGAAAAGCUAAGGAAUUUUGUAAGGAAACCGACUUAAAUAAAGAAAAAACGAAAUUUAGACAAAGUUUGAAAAUUGACCAUACUAAACUACGAAAAUUGAAAAUAAAAAAAAAUAAAAAUCUCAGUGCUGCAAGCCCGAAGAUUCCUGAUAUCGUCUGCUCAAAAAAAAAUAAAGAAAAAGAUAAAAAAUUGGAUGAUACAAUUUAUCCUAAAAAAAGAGUGAAAACUAGAAAAAACCUUACUGAUACAAAUUAUGGUGAAAAUAUUACGAUAAACCACGAAACAGAAUUGUUAGGGAAUGAACAAUUAACAUCCAAAAAUUCAACCAAUUUUUCCUCUAGUACUUUAGUUAAACUACAAAAUGUUGAAAGUGAUGAAGUCAUCGAUAUUGAAGCUGAUUUAAGUGAGGAUGAAAUUAUUGACCUCAAAAGAUCGUUAUUCGGGGUAACAAUUCACACUGAAAAUUUGACAAAAGAAUGUUCCAGGGUAGUAAAAUCGCAAAAUGAAUUAAAUUCUACAACAAACGAAAAACUUGAUGAAAAAAUAAAUGUUUCACAAGCUAUAGAAUUAGUUGAAAAACUUCCAGAGAAAUUGGUUUUUGAAAUUCAAAGAAACAUGGCUGUUCCGAACCAAGAACUAAUUUUAAGUGCCAGUGAAGUUACAGAAUUAGAAAAAUAUUUUAAUUCUGAGUUUUUUGAUGGUAAAUCAUCUUCAAAAACUCCAGAGCAGUACCUUCGUAUUCGUAAUCACAUCCUCACAAUGUGGAAUGUAAUGGGUAAAAAUGGAUAUGUAAGUAAAACUUCAGUCCGUAGUGGCUUAAAGCAUGGUGGUGACGUUAAUAGUAUUAGUAGAAUUCAUAGACUUUUGGAACAAAUUGGGGCAAUCAAUUUCGGUUAUCAAGGCAAAUAUUUUGAAUAUGUAAGACCUUUGGAGCAAUAUUUUGCAAUGUUUAUUCAAAAUAAAUGUCAAUAUGGUAACUCAAAUUUAUUAGCUUUAACUAAUGGAUUCACGAAUUCGAGAAAGCCCAGAACCCGAACACGUACGAAUUAUUUUGCUUUAGAAAAUGGUAUUGAUUCAAUUUGUGACAUAAAUUAUACAAUAGAACAUGAGGAGGGUAUUUACAUACCCAAAAUUUCAAAAGUUAUGGCAUCGGAAUCAAAAUUGAGAAAUGUCAGACAUAUAAAAACGGAGCAGGACCUAGUCAAGUGCCUAAAAUUCUCAAAAUACAACAUUGCUCCGUUUAAGGUUUCGAUUACAUUGUCAACACUACUUUGCAUUCAAUUGCAUUCGCUUUCUUCAAAUUUUGAAGUAAUGGGAUUUUUAGGCGGUCAUCGUAGCAAAUCAAUUGGUAGGAAUAAAAUGUGCUUAACAAGGUAUAAGCCCUGCAAAACUAUUGAACAUAGUGGAACAAUGUGUGAAAUGUGCCCGAUUUCUCAAUUAGAACAAUCUCGCAGUCUUAAACAGGAGGGGUACGAGUUGUUGGGUUGGUAUCAUUCUCAUCCAUUGUUUCCCCCAGAUCCUUCUCGAACCGAUGUGCAGACUCAAAUAGAGAUGCAAAUGCAGUUUUCUGCUCAAUCAGAUAGAACGUUUAUUGGUCUUAUAUUGAGUUGUAUUGCAAUGCAUUUUAAAUGUAUAUACGUUUUGCCAAAAGAUUAUAAUUCUAACUUAAAUGGCAUAGUUUCUCCUUACGAAUUGGAUGUUGAUAUUAUAAAAGACUGCACAAAUUUUAAAUAUGAUAUUUUAGAUGUUUUUGAUUCUAUCAAUGAAAUGAACGAUGAAGAUAAAAAGCAUAAUGUUUUCCAAAAAUUUAAAUUGUCUAGUGGGCCAAUAUUGGAGCAAUAUGGAUAUAAACCAGAAACUUUUUUUAAUGACAUAUUAUAAGAUUUGUUUUCUUUUUGUUUUCUCCUAAAUGUAAUAAAUUUGAGUAAUAUGUUAGGUGUUUAAUAGCGUAUAAUAUAGUUAUAGUUAUAGAAGUUUAAGUUUUUAACUUGUUUUAUAUACACGUAUAUACAUAAAUGUA
Condylostylus longicornis is the source of this 2795-nucleotide messenger RNA. Its product is annotated as histone H2A deubiquitinase MYSM1-like. Bases 119 to 2656 code for a protein of 845 amino acids. NCBI's taxonomy places the organism in Eukaryota, Metazoa, Arthropoda, Insecta, Diptera, Dolichopodidae. Gene Ontology annotation, biological process: double-strand break repair. The record is from RefSeq and is a predicted model, not a curated record. The transcript is spliced from 8 exons. Gene Ontology annotation, cellular component: BRCA1-A complex; BRISC complex. Gene Ontology annotation, molecular function: metallopeptidase activity; polyubiquitin modification-dependent protein binding.